AUGGCAACAUUCAAGCAGAACGAAAUCACCCUUCCCAGCUGGGUCAACGAUGUCGUCGCAGGCACCGUUGGUGGAUGGGCCCAGGUCGUCUCAGGACAUCCUUUCGAUACCCUCAAGGUCCGCUUGCAGACUCAACCCAACCCACCAAAGUACAACGGCGCCAUGGAUUGUCUCCGCAUGACACUCAAGGAGGAAGGCCCUGCUGGACUAUACAAGGGAGUUACUUCCCCAUUGAUGGGCAUCGGUAUCUGCAAUGCGGUCAUGUUUGCCGCUAACGGAACCUUUAGACGCUGGUUCCAGGGAGGCGAUGAGACCAAGUCUCUUUCUAUCUUCCAGAUUGGUUGCGCUGGUUCGAUGGCUGGAGGAGUGAUGGCCUUUGUGAACUGCCCCGUCGAGUUGCUCAAGGUCAAGCUCCAGACCCAGUAUAAGCCUGCCGCUGGAGCCAUCCCCCUCCCCGGCGCCGUUAAGCCCUAUACAGGAGUGUUGGAUGCAGGCAUCCGUACGUUCCGUCAACAGGGCUUGAAGGGUCUUUACCGUGGCAUGGAUAUCACCCUCAUGCGUGAUGUCCCCUCCUACUUCACAUACUUUGUCACAUACGAGGGAACAAAGCGGAUAUUGGCUCACUUCAACCACGAUGGCCGCGUCGAAUCCCUCUCAACCCCCGAACUCCUCCUCGCCGGAGGACUCGCCGGUUUCGGAGCCUGGGUCCCCUGUUACCCCCAGGACGUUAUCAAAUCCCGCAUGCAGUCCAACCUCUCCUACAAGUCGACUUUGGAAUGCUUCCGAUCUUUGCAGGUUGAGGCCAGGGGCGGUAACUGGAAGGUCUGGUUCAAGGGCUUUGGACCAACCAUGGCGCGUGCCUUCCCUGCCAAUGCGGCCACGUUCUUCUUUUAUGAGAUGACUAUGAAGUUUAUGCGUGGCGAGUAA
Molecule: messenger RNA, 927 nt
Organism: Linnemannia hyalina
Lineage: Eukaryota; Fungi; Mortierellomycota; Mortierellomycetes; Mortierellales; Mortierellaceae
Source: the annotation of a GenBank genome assembly